Thalassophryne amazonica is the source of this 2073-nucleotide messenger RNA. RefSeq names its product protein phosphatase, Mg2+/Mn2+ dependent, 1Nb (putative) (gene ppm1nb). The transcript has 3 exons. Bases 340 to 1443 code for a protein of 367 amino acids. Gene Ontology annotation, molecular function: cation binding; protein serine/threonine phosphatase activity. NCBI's taxonomy places the organism in Eukaryota, Metazoa, Chordata, Actinopteri, Batrachoidiformes, Batrachoididae. Gene Ontology annotation, biological process: protein dephosphorylation. The record is from RefSeq and is a predicted model, not a curated record.
GAGCAGGCAGAGAAAAUAACACGAGAGGGGAGAUCUGAUGAAAGAGGGACGAGCUAUGAAAAAACGAGGGAGAAGGUAAAAUCACAGCACCACAGAAAAGAACUCAAACAAGGAGGAUGGGAAGGAUGAAUGGAGGAGAGAGCACGGCUCGCUGAGGUCUCCAGAAAGAGACGGCUGGAAGGAGAGAAAAGGGAUGAGCAGAGAAAAAGGGAGAGAGCAGCCAUGCUUUUAGUCCUGGAGCUGCAGGGCUGCACGGCCUCUGCACAGGCCCAGCGUUAGGCCCACAGCUCAGCCCUAUAACCCAGACUGACGGCCACGCAUCAGCUGUGCCCAAAAAGCAUGAGGACCGCCAGGAAGGGCGGCGUGGAGAUGCCUGCUUUUGUAAGGCAGCUGGUGAAGGAGACAGAGAAGAGGGUCACCUCUUUCUUCAAGGGGGGUCAUGGAGGAGCUGCAGAAGGAGAGCAGCCAGGGGAAGGGGAGAAGGAGGAGAUCAUCCCCAGUCCCUACCUGGACCAUCCAGUUCUGGAUAAACUCACAGAGCAGGGCUGUGGCCCCUGGGGCCUCAGCUACGCACUGGGCAGCAUCCAGGGCUGGAGGGCCACCAUGGAGGACUUCCACAACUGUGUGCCACAUCUGGGGGGCGAGCUGAACGACUGGAGUUUCUUCGCUGUGUUUGACGGUCACGCAGGCAGCAUGGUGGCACAGUACUGUUCCCAGCAUCUUCUGGGCCACAUCCUGUCCACAGGUGGAAUGGGGCCAGAGGACAACCCCGAGAAGGUGAAAGGAUGCAUCAUAGAGGGCUUCCUGCAGGCAGACAAGCAUCUACAUGCUGUCGCACGUCAAGAAGGCUGGGAGAGGGGCGGCACCACUGUGGUCGCCACUCUCAUCUCACCAUACUACAUCUACUUUGCCAACUGUGGGGACUCAAGAGCCAUGCUGUGUCGCUCUGGCCAGGUUUGCUUCUCCACUGAGGACCACAAGCCUUUCAGUCCUCUGGAGAAAGAACGCAUCGAAAACGCAGGUGGCUCUGUGUCCCUCCAACGAAUCAAUGGCUCUCUAGCUGUCUCCCGUGCACUGGGAGACUUCAGCUACAAGGGUGCUGAGGCCCGUUCACCCAACCAGCAGAUGGUCUCCCCAGAGCCAGAGGUGUGCGUGGUAGAACGUUCACCUGGGGAUGAGUUCCUGGUACUUGCCUGUGAUGGGGUUUGGGACACAAUCAGCAACGAGGAGUUGUGUGCCUUCAUCCAAAACCAGCUGCAUGUCUCCACUGACCCGAGGGACAUCUGUACCCAAGUCAUUAACCUCUGUCUUUACAAGGGCAGCUUGGACAACAUCAGCAUCAUCCUGCUGUGCUUUCCUGGAGCCACCCAGCUGUCAGCAGCAGUAUUACAUCAGGAGAACGUGCUGGAUGACCUGCUGGAGUCCACAGUUGCGGGUGUGUGAGUGCAGUGAAUGACUUGGAAUGGAUAAUAUAUUUUAAGGUAUAAGUCUUAUUAAAAGUAGACAUCUAAAGAACCUGUUUAUGUCAGGAUUUAAUAUAGAUCCCAUUGUACUGGCUGGUUAUGGUGCCAACCACAGUCAGAACCAACAAAUUCAGGAGUCCACCCCCUGGGGAGCUGGCAGAAACUGAACAUAAUCAGCACACGUGUGAUUGGACAGGACUGAUAGGUGCAGGAAGUUGACAUCACAGCAGAAAGAAGAGCAUGAUCAGGAUGGGUGGAGAAGGGCUGAUAGACACCUUCACAGUAGCAGUCCUGAUAUUUGAUGAUACAGGAGUGAGAACAUAACAAGGAACUAUCACUCAAACUAUAAUGUAGAGGUCUGCUUUCUACUUCAGGGAGAGGUACUGUACUCAUGCACGGCUACUUGACUUGACAAGGCACUAUUUGUGUUUUCACUGGAUGAAGCAAGGCUACCUUUUGAAGUACCAAGAAUUUUUGUUUUUUUUAUGACCAUGCACUCCAAAGGUAGAAGAUGGAGAGGUUAUUGACAGUGAGUAUACAGGAUAUAGCCCACGCAAUGGAAAACCACCUUCAGACUCAACAUGGUACAAGAUGCUGAUUGGGAACCAGG